UUAGUCUGUGUCAGUUUAUUUUGUUUUGCUUUACGCAAAAACGUAAUAUUCUGAUAGGCUUAUUUUGCAAAAUUUCUAAUAUUAAAGCUACUCAAAAGUGGUGCGUUAUUUUAAGAGUUACCUACGAUUCUAAGCAAUCGAAACAAAAAUGAACGAUAUAAAAAAUGACGCAUCCCACAACACUUACAAAAGGUUAAAAGAGGAGCAAACGGACCCAGCAGGAAUGGCAUACGCAAGUCAACCUAUGGAAUUCACAAACCCAAUAUCUGGAGCAUAUCCAAACCCAAGCGCUAUGUCACAGCCAAACCCAAGCGCUUUGGCGUAUCCCAACGCAAGCUCUCUGGGGCUUCCAAAUCAGAGUGCCAUGGCACAGCCAAAUACAAGCGCUACAGCUUAUCCAAACGCAAACCCUCAAGGGCAUCCAAACCAGAGUGCCAUGGCACAGCCAAAUACAAGCGCUAUGACUUAUCCAAACCCAAGCAAUAUGGCAUAUCCUAACCAGAAUGCAAUGGCAUAUGCUAUGGCAUAUCCAAACCCAAGCAAUAUGGCAUAUCCUAACCAGAAUGCAAUGGCACAGCCAAACUCAAACCCAGUGUAUCCAAACCAGAAUCCUACGGCACCAGAUUCAAAGUAUGCCAUGGUAUAUCCGGAAGGAACAACAAAAUAUUCAACUGACUCAGACACUCCCAUCAUGAGCAAUGAACCGCCGAAACCAAACGAUGAGACGAUGGACUUUGAAGUGCACGGAUUUGACUUCAGCGAGCAAUUUAUAAGGAAAAUGUUUAUACGCAAGGUGUACGCUGUGCUGAUGAGCCAGCUUCUACUGACGGUGGCUAUCACGGCCUUCUUCAUGUACUGCGAGCCCAUCCGGGUGUUCAUGAUGCAGCCGCAGAAUAUGUUGCCUGUGUACAUGUCGAUGGGGGUUCUCGGCAUGGUGUUGAUAUGUAUGAUGCUGUGCACGGAGCUGCGGCGCGUGGCGCCAUGGAAUUUCAUCUUCCUGGCCAUAUUCACCGUCACGCAGGGCAUCAUAGUCGGCAUAUUGGCGAUAUACUGCGGAAAGGAUGAGGUGCUCCUCGCGUUCGGUAUCACGGCAGCUGUUGUGCUGGCGCUGACGCUGUUCGCCUUCCAGACGAAAUGGGAUUUCACCACCAUCGGGGGCGGCUUGCUGGCGACGCUGGUGGUUCUUAUUAUAUUCAGCUCGAUAGCGGCGUUCAUGCCUUACUAUCGCACGAUGAAUCUGCUGUACUGCGGCAUUGGGGUGAUUCUGUUUUCGUUCUACAUUAUCUAUGACACUCAGCUCAUGAUAGGCGGCGAACACAAGUACUCUGUGUCCCCCGAGGAGUACAUAUUCGCGGCUCUCACCCUCUACCUCGAUAUAUUGAAUCUCUUCAUAUACAUUCUGCGGUUGCUGCGCUCGUAAAGAUGGUAAACGUAUGUACUAAACGAAGACGUCCGUGGAAGAACCAGGUAAGUAACAGUUUAAGGUUUUUGUUUUUUUGCAUAA
Messenger RNA from Aricia agestis (brown argus), 1504 nucleotides. Its product is annotated as protein lifeguard 2-like. The transcript is spliced from 7 exons. The record is from RefSeq and is a predicted model, not a curated record. Bases 149 to 1420 code for a protein of 423 amino acids. Gene Ontology annotation, cellular component: membrane. Lineage: Eukaryota; Metazoa; Arthropoda; Insecta; Lepidoptera; Lycaenidae.